UUUUCAUUUUAACUAUACCUUUUAACAGCUUUCAAUUCACACAUAAUUUUCACAUUUACAAGUUUUUUAAAAUUCAAAUUCAAUAGUAGAAAUGUCUGCCGCCGGUACCAGUACAUUAAAUAACGUCCGCAAGCUCAUGCAGCACGUCGUCGAGCGCAAGGGCUUUGAUGCCUAUUGCUUUGAAAACAUGAAGCUUCUUUCGGCCGAUAUCGGGCGAGUGCGUGGCGAGAUCCCAAUCACCAAGGGUUAUCUGAACGCCAUUGGAGGCACACACGGUGGAUGGCUCUCGACACUGGUCGACGUCGGCGGCUCCUUGGCCAUUGCAUCUCACGGAUUCCCGACACUGGCGUUGUCAUUCUUGGCUGCAUCUGGCGAAGGCAGCACUAUGGGGCGCACGCUGGCAUACACCAGGGUAGACAUCUUUAGCAACGACAAGAUGAUUGCUACUGGUAGUCAUACAAAGUUUGUGGCCAAGGAGACAGCAGUUGCCGCUGGAUCUGUCAAGAAAGCUGGCGAGUAAGAAUGCAAUACUUUUUAAGGUGUACAUGCCCUAACGUUGGCAUCAGCGGUCAAUGCAUAUAUUUGAAAUAGUUCAAGACUAGAGACGUAAAAUAGAUAAUAAUGGACAAGU
Molecule: messenger RNA, 631 nt
Organism: Kickxella alabastrina
Lineage: Eukaryota; Fungi; Kickxellomycota; Kickxellomycetes; Kickxellales; Kickxellaceae
Exons: 4
Coding region: 92-520 (142 amino acids)
Molecular function (GO): fatty acyl-CoA hydrolase activity
Source: RefSeq, a predicted model, not a curated record